Messenger RNA from Syngnathoides biaculeatus (alligator pipefish), 1547 nucleotides. Its product is annotated as zinc finger protein 586-like. The record is from RefSeq and is a predicted model, not a curated record. The transcript has 2 exons. The coding region runs from base 1 to 1080 and encodes 359 amino acids. NCBI's taxonomy places the organism in Eukaryota, Metazoa, Chordata, Actinopteri, Syngnathiformes, Syngnathidae.
AUGUGUAAAGUCCGAAUGCUGAGGGCUUUGGUGGCGAGGCGACUAACCCAGGCCGCCGAAGAUAUAUUCGGCCUCUUUGAGAGGACGAUAACGGAGUACGAGGAGGAACUGUGUCGCUCCAAAGAGGAGAACGAGCGACAGCGGCUGCUACUGGACGCGUUUCUCAAGCCCAGUAGUGUACAAAUACAUGUGGAAGAUGUACCACAGCUGACGGACAUGAAAGAAGAAGUGACCCCCGACAGGCGCGAGUGGCGCGGCAGUGCAAAAAACCAAGAAACACUGGAUCCCCGCCACAUCAAAGAGGAAGAGUUCUGGACCAAUCCGGACGGAGAAACUGGGAACAGGCCAGGUGAUGAAGUGAGGUCCUCACCAUUUUAUCGCAGAAAAAGUCAGGAAAACAUUGAGUCAGAGUUUCAAACCAGCAGCUUGGCAGCAGAAGUUGCCGAAGACAUCAGCAAAGGACCGCAACCGUAUAGCCACGGCGAUGCAUCGGCCGACCGUUUGACGUCUGACUCAUCCAGCGAGGCUCUUCAUGGUAACCCAGACUCGCAGGAUCACGGCAAGAAGUUUCAGUGCUCCGUAUGUGGUAAGACGUACAUGUCCAGAGGCAGCCUGAACAGGCAUAUGAUGAAUCACAGCGGAGAGAGACCUCACAAGUGCUCGGUAUGCAGUAAGAAAUUCAUGCAGCGCUCGGAUUUAGUCAUGCACUUGCGCAGUCACACCGGAGUGAAGCCUUUCGCCUGCACGCUUUGCUGCUGGAAGUUUGCUAAAAAGAGCAGUCUGGCGUUGCACAUGAGGCGACACACGGGCGAGAAGCCUCACCGGUGCUCGGUGUGCGGCAAAAGAUUCCGGCACCGCUCCACGCUAGUGGAACACACUCACGUUCACAUCCAAGGCAGCGUUUACUCUUGCUCGUUGUGCGGCGCCGGAUUCCCCGGGAAACGCAGUUUGGUGGCACACAGGAAAACGCACAGAGGAGAACAGAUCCUUUCUUGCUCACUUUGCGGAAAGAAAGUGACAAGCGCCAGUUUUUUGGACUUACACAUGCGAAUGCAUACCAGAGAGAAAAUACACCCGUGAAAAUGAGACCAACAUAGAUGAUGUCGCCGUCUCAGAAGUACAUUUAAGUCAAGGCCUCAACCUUUCUUGUUGAUGAGAAACCCGUCAUCUGAGUAUUGCAUUCUUACACUACUCGCAAAAGGUUUGAAAAUUUGGGCUUUUAGGAUUUAAGGAUGAACCUAAAUUGCAAUUUCACUUUACAGGUGGACUUAAUGUAACCUUCCCCAAACUCUUAAAUACACUUUUUGAUAAAAAAAAAAAAAAUAAGCAAAAUAACUUGAACAAUUCAAUGGACCUCCCUCCCAAAAAAAAUCUGAUUUUUCCAGAUGGACAAACUUUAUUGGAGACCCAUGCACCACUCCAUGUAGAAAUGCUUUUCUGCAAUGUUACAGUGUGGAACUUAAGGAUCCCAGUGUGACAGUCUGAGCGCUCCCCCGUGCUGAAAAGUCUCCUUGUGAUGAAUGCGCAUGCAUUACUAACAGGGGAAC